Messenger RNA from Leptopilina heterotoma, 4357 nucleotides. RefSeq names its product myocyte-specific enhancer factor 2 (gene Mef2). The record is from RefSeq and is a predicted model, not a curated record. Gene Ontology annotation, molecular function: protein dimerization activity; RNA polymerase II cis-regulatory region sequence-specific DNA binding; DNA-binding transcription factor activity, RNA polymerase II-specific. The coding region runs from base 915 to 2339 and encodes 474 amino acids. The transcript has 8 exons. Lineage: Eukaryota; Metazoa; Arthropoda; Insecta; Hymenoptera; Figitidae. Gene Ontology annotation, biological process: positive regulation of transcription by RNA polymerase II; cell differentiation.
CGACGACGCACGCAGUUUCUAAAUUUGAAUCCUUGGAGAGAGAAGUCGCGCACCGCGUGCUCUCUGCUGCGUUAAAGCCACAGGCCGGUCUCACCGCUUAAACUCGAAACUCUCAACCAUACACAUGUGACAAGUAUUUUAAGAAAGACACUCUCGCAGUGUGCAUCUAGUCAACACAAUCUAGUCCCAAAACAUCGUCGUGCAUUCGGUUAUACGGCAAACCCAACAAGAGAGAGAGACUAAUAAUAAUUUCUUAGACGAUAUUAUUAACUCCGUAACACACUAUAAAUAAUUCCAAAUCAUUUUGUAACACCCCUCGUGUUUUUAAAGUGCAUCGACAUUUUCCGCGAUUCUUAAAUAGAAUUAACACACUCUCUCUCUCUCUCUCUCUCCUUUUCUCGUAAUUGUAAUAAAAGAAAUUUUAAUAUUUAUCAUCUUCCAAGUGUGCUCAAUUUAUACUACUAAAAAAAACUUGUGAUUUUUUUAAGAGAUAAUAUAUAUAUAUUUUUAAAAGAAAAGGACUUUUAUAUUCUCCUUUUUUUUCAUAAAGGAGAAAAUUAUAAAUUUCACAAAUUUAGUGACGACGAGAUACAUUUUCUCUAGUGAAUGUUGGAGGGAAAAAUUUAUUCACUUUUUUUAUUUAUAAAUUAUUGUGAAGUGACUGUGAUUUUGAGAGAUGUGUUGUGAAAUAAUAAUGACUUAGGAGAAUAGAGUCAGGGGUUUGGUAGUUCAACUUGAAGAGUAACCUCAGGGGGUUCCCCGCUCGAUUACGCUCGAUUCCAUGCUCCAUCGCCUCGUCCUCGAAAGCAGCAUAGAGCUUUUGCAUGCUUUCCUCGUCACAAACAACACUGAGUUUUUAACAUUCCAUCCCGAGGCUUAAUACAGCAUCCUAAAUAUCAGGAAAUUUUGCCACAAUGGGUCGGAAGAAGAUACAAAUCUCGCGAAUCACGGACGAACGAAAUCGUCAGGUGACUUUCAAUAAAAGAAAAUUUGGAGUGAUGAAGAAGGCAUAUGAAUUGUCUGUUUUAUGUGACUGUGAAAUUGCAUUGAUUAUAUUCAGUUCGAGUAAUAAACUGUACCAGUAUGCAAGUACUGACAUGGACAAGGUUCUUCUCAAGUAUACGGAGUACAACGAACCCCACGAGUCACUUACCAACAAGAAUAUAAUCGAGGCGCUCAACAAGAAGGAGCAUAAGGGUGCAAUGUCUCCAGAGAGUCCCGAGCCGGAUACCAGUGAAUACAAUCUUACCCCCCGAACAGAGGCCAAAUAUACCAAAAUCGAUGAGGAGUUUCAAAUGAUGAUGCAAAGAAAUCAGCACAACGGAUCGAGGGGAAUGGGUCAGUCUAAUUAUACACUACCCGUGACCGUACCUGUGAAUAGUUAUGGGGGAGAAUCUCUUUUGGGAUCUAGUCCACAAAUGGCACACACCAGCAUCUCUCCAAGGCCAUCGUCAUCUGAAACAGAUUCAGUUUAUCCGCCAGGAGGGAUGUUGGAGAUGAGUAAUGGAUAUCCACCGUCGGCAUCUCCAUUGGGCGGAUCUCCAAGUCCUGGACCUUCACCUGCUCUUGGAGUCGGUGGCGGUAGCGGAAAUAAACCUGGUAAUCCUCCUAGACAUUCACCACAACCACCGCCGCCACCUCAUCCUCACAGAGCCAAUUUACGAGUAGUUAUACCCACGCCUCUUACACAAUCUCUUUCAGAAGACACAAAUUAUGAUAGUGGACACACGCAAUCCUCGUUAAACACGCCGGUAGUAGCAUUACAAACACCAUCAGUUCCUGCUGGUUAUUCUAGUUUUGGACCAACAGAUUAUUCCACGGAUCUUGGCAAUUUAACGUGGUCUCAUCAGAGGUACGUUGAUGACUUAUCAAUGUAUUCAGCAGUCGCCAUGUCCAACAUCAGCGGUCUUCCUCAUUUAGCCGUGUCAAGCAGUACACCGCCGCCACCAUCAUCGCCUUUAACAGUGAAAAUCAAGAGCGAACCAAUAAGUCCACCUAGAGAUCCACACGGCUCGAGUGGUGGGCCAAGUAAUCCCAGUAAUCUUCAUCACACGAAUUUGAGUAUUGGUCCAUCAUCAAGUGGAGGCGGUGGACCACCACCUCAUCAUCUCACACAUUCAGGUCCACAAACAUUGAAUUUAGUAUCGAGUAGACCAAGCAGCAAUCCACCGCCUUCACAUUCUGGUAGCAUAACGCCGACAAAUUUACCAUCGCCAGGCGGUGGUAAUGUUGGCGAUCUACGAAGUCACACAGGCGGUGGUAAUGGUGGAAACAGUUCGGACUAUGAAAAUGGACCACUUAUGAAACGCUCGAGAAUCACCGAGGGAUGGGCGACUUAAUAUCGAUUUAAGUAUCGCGAUCAAUUAUUCAUCCCUUCGCACAAUGGCGCAUAGUGCUUGUGAGUUGAAUUUUUAUUUUUUUUUCUAAAUGAAAGAAAUUGAUUGAUAAACAGAGAGAGAGAGAGAGAAAGAGAGAAAGAGAGAAAGAAAGAGAAAGAGAGACUUUUUCAAUAAUCGUAAAUCUCUUUCAGUGCGCAAAAUCUGUUUCUAUUUUCAAACUAACACAGGAAUAUUAAAAAAAAUAAAUAAAUAAAAUGCGGUGCCAUAAUGUUGAAACUUUAUAUAUAUAUAUAUAUAUUAUAUACAUAUAUAUGAAUAUAAUUAUAUUCAAAUAUAUACUUAUAUUUAUGUAUAUACACAAUGGAUAUAUAUAUUUUCAUGUAUAUAAUAAGAGGUGUUGUUUGUAUAUAUGUCUUGAGAAAAGAUUUAAAGAAAGCUGAGCGUUACGCUUUUAUUAUUCACUUUUUCAGUGAGAAAAAUCGGCACAAGGAAAAGAGAUUUCGCAAUUUGUUAAAUGUGGUAUAGUAGUCUUUAAAAGGCGGGCAUUAUCCGUUAAUUUUCAAAAAAAAAAAAAAAAAUUGACCUCAUCGUUGGACGAGUUUGUCUUCGCACCAAUAUUUUUCUGCACCUGUAAUAUCUCUGAAUUCACUCGAAUUCGAUAAACUUGUCCCUCCCUUCUCUCCCUCUUCGCGCACAAUGGUAGAGAAAUAUUUUUUCCAACGUUAGGGGACAAAUUUUACAUUUUUAACGGUUUUUUUCAAUGUCUGCUGUAUAAGUUGUGGACUGCUGUACACUCAGAAAGAAAGAAAUAUAUUCACGAUUCGAAAUUAAUAUAUUGUGGAGUAACGUUUAGAUAGAAUAUUCUCUAGAUCUUUAAGAUGGAAAAAAAACCCGUUCACAUAAACACACACUUACACACACUGGCGCAUAUAUCUAUAUUAAAUAAACAUUUUCCACGAGUAUUUUGCACAUUUGAUAUUUAUAAAAAGAAGAAGAAAAAAAAUAUAAAAAACGAAGAGACAAUUUGCAAUCCUUUUCGAAGCCUAACAAAUAAAAAAAAAAAAAACGAGGGCUCGUCUCACAAGUAUGUGUCGCGAUUCGAGAAAAACUUUCCACUCCGCGAUAAAUCGUCACUUUUUGAAAAAAAUUGUACUGAAAAGAAAAGCAAACUGUUUUUCAAAAGUUAAAAAAAAAAAUAAUAAUAAAUUUACUCGAAUAGCGACGUGCAAUUUGAAGCAUUCCUCAAUUUUUUAUUUUUGGGAAUGAUAUAAAAGUUUAGCGUCGUUUAAUGAGAGAAAGACGUCUUUUUCUAAAUGUUGAUUGAAUCGAAAGUAUCGACCACGAGUACAAAUUUUCUUUUCGAGCCUUCACUGUAUGCCUUACCUUGUUGUUGUCUGUAGACAUAUUCUCGUGAGAAUUGCUCUCGUAUGUUUUUCAAAGAUCAACGGAGCGAAUGUAAAUUAAUUGUAUUUUAAAUGGAGUACACAGGUAUUUAACAUAAAUAGUGCCUGGCACCAUUCGUGGCCCUCCUAUCGUAAUUAUCGUACAUAUAUAUAUAAAUGUAAGAAGAUUUAAUAUAAGCAAAUAAUCUUCUAAUAAUUAAUUUUUCUUUAUGAAAAAAAGCAUCACAAAGAAGAAGAAGAAAAAAAAAAUUGUGAACGCUAUUUCGCGGGACACAGGAAUAGUCGAUAUUUAUUCUCCAAUUUUUAAGAUGAUCACAAAGUGCAAUCUCUUAGCCAACACAAUUUUUUAAUGAAAAAAAAUUAUAAAAAAAAGAAUGAAAAAAAAAAGAUAUAAAAGAAAUUGUUAUUUUUCAUAAAUGAAAAUAUGAUGUUUAAAUGUAAUUGAAAAAUGAAAUGGAAAAGAUAUAUAUUGCCUCCUUAUCGUGUAAUGUUUAAAAAGGAAAAACUAUCAAAGAUACCAAAAUUUAUUUUAUUCGAGAAUUCUAGAUUUUUAAGAAAUUAUUAUUGUUUCUCAUUUUGUCACUGCAAAUAACUCGAAAAACUUCGUUUCUCUUU